Molecule: messenger RNA, 2388 nt
Organism: Carassius auratus (goldfish)
Lineage: Eukaryota; Metazoa; Chordata; Actinopteri; Cypriniformes; Cyprinidae
Product: E3 ubiquitin/ISG15 ligase TRIM25-like
Exons: 7
Coding region: 1-1356 (451 amino acids)
Molecular function (GO): zinc ion binding
Source: RefSeq, a predicted model, not a curated record
AUGAGAUUGCUGGUUUACAGUCCCACAGACAAACCUGUUUUACACGUGACUCAGACACAGAAGCUGGAUGAGUUCUUGUGUCCAGUGUGUCUGGAUCUCCUGAAGGAUCCAGUGACCAGUUCCUGUGGACACAGUUACUGUAAGAUCUGUAUUACAGACUGCUGGGAUCAGGAGGAUCAGAAGAGACUCUACAGCUGUCCUCAGUGCAGACAGACCUUCAGUCCAAGACCUGCUUUAUCUAGAAACACCAUGCUGGCUGAAGUGGUGGAGAAACUGAAGAAGACCAGACUCUCUGAUGACUGUUACGCUGGAGCUGGAGAUGUGCAGUGUGACGUCUGUACUGGAAGAAAAUACAAAGCCGUCAAGUCCUGUCUGGUGUGUCUGGACUCUUACUGUCAAACUCAUUUUGACCGUCAUGAGGAGUUUCAUUCACGUAAGCCGCACAAAGUUAUUGAUGCCACUGGACGACUGCAGGAGAUGAUCUGCCAGAAACAUGAGAAGAUCCUCGAGGUUUUCUGUCGCACUGAUCAGAAGUGUAUAUGUCUGCUGUGUACGAUGGAUGAACAUAAAAAUCACGACACUGUAUCAGCUGCAGCACAGAAGACAGAGAAACAGAAGCAGCUGAAGGAGACUCAGAAGACGCUCCAGCAGAGAAUCCAGCAGAGAGAGAAAGAUCUCCAGCAGCUGAGAGAGGCUGUGGAGUCUCAUAAGCGCUCUGCACAGACAGCAGUGGAGGACAGUGAGAGGAUCUUUACUGAGCUCAUCCGCUCCAUUGAGAGAAGCCGCUCUGAGCUGAUACGACUGAUCAGAGAUCAGGAAAAGACUGCAGUGAGUCGAGCUGAAGAACGACUGGAGCGACUGGAGCAGGAGAUCAAUGAUCUGAGGAGGAGAGACGCUGAGCUGGAGCAGCUUUCACACACACAGGAUCACAUCCAGUUCCUGCAGAGUUUCCAGUCUCUCUCAGCACCUCCUGAAUCUACAGACGGAAAUGAUGAUCUCUUCAGUUCUCUUGUCUCUUUUGAUGAUCUGAGAGAAUCUGUCCAUCAGCUGAGAGACAAACUGGAGGAUUUCUGCAAAGAGCAGCUCAAGAAGAUUUCAGACAGAGCUGGAGGGCAUUACCAUGCUCUGUCCCAGUUCACACCCCCUUUUGCCCUGGCGCCCAUCAUCACAAACCCCGCCCCCCAGCUGCUGAAAGCCCCGUCCCCUCAAAUUCAGCAAGCUCCGCCCAAAAGGGAACGCAAGCAGAUCAGGAUCAGAGACCCUAAUCAGGGAGGACGUGACAUCACAGAUGAGGUCAUGUCAGGACAACGCAGUGGCUUCACACUUCCACCUCCACAGAUGCCUAAGAAAAAGUGAAAGCUGAGAAAAAGCAAGCCUCAGAGAUGAUCUUUGCUGUGACAGUGCAAAAAUGACUCGGUUGUGGUCCUGAACAUCUGUUUAAUGAGGAGCAAGGACAUCUUUUUUGAAUCAGUGAAGUACAGAACAGCAAACUGGUAAUGUUUCAGUCUGUGGUAUUUUAGUGGUUCUGCCUUUGUGAGUUUUCAUUUGUAUUUACUUUUAUUUUGCAGAUGCAGAGUGCAUUUGUAAUAUGUUGUGAGUUUUACAAGCUUUUCUCCUGGCAUUCACUUUAGAAAUUCAUGUAUUUGUUUAAGUCACUUUCUCAUUCAUGUUAUCAUAUACUGUAUGUAUGUUGUAUUUUAAGCAUAUUCUUGUAUUUAAAAUGCAUGCUUGAGCUGUUUUAACUUAAAAUAGCUUGCUCCAACAGAUCUUAAAAUGUCAUUGCCAUUGCACACACUUUUUUUUUAUAAAAGCUAUUUAAAUAUCCUAAUUUAACUAAGACUAGUCCUGGCUUAAGCUAAGCCCUGUCUGUGAAUCUGUUCAUAUGUUUUGAAGUUGUUGAUGAUCAUCUUGAUCUAUUUUUCAUCUCUAAAAUAAUAUUAUUUCAUGAUGCAAACCUGACGAAAAAUUAAUGUUAAAAAUCAACAUUGAUUCAAUUAUAAUUUGAUUGAUGCAUUAACAUUGACUCGAUGUCGUUCUGCUAUCUGGUGCUGCUCAUUAAAACAUGUUUUACGUUAUUUUAUUUACCUGUAUGUAAGCACCGUGCACUGUUAAUGUUCAAACUGUGUAUUUACAAUGUUAAAGUGGCUGACAACAAUAAAUAUUCUUAUUAGGAAUAAAACGCCUCAUAUUUUGACCUUUCUUUUUCUUUAAUUAGUUUAGAAUUGAUUAUUGACUUAGAGGGUUAUAUAUAUUAAAGCAUCUUCUGAGGUCCUCUGAGGGGUUAAUAUAUCUCUUCUCCGGUGUUCUGGAUCCAGACUGAAGCUUGUGUAAAUCCUAGUUUACCACGGGAUGAAACGGCAGAAACAGAGAAGGUAAUAGAGACAUAAC